Molecule: messenger RNA, 2021 nt
Organism: Stegastes partitus (bicolor damselfish)
Lineage: Eukaryota; Metazoa; Chordata; Actinopteri; Pomacentridae
Gene: pofut1
Product: protein O-fucosyltransferase 1
Exons: 8
Coding region: 56-1243 (395 amino acids)
Biological process (GO): protein O-linked glycosylation via fucose; regulation of Notch signaling pathway; Notch signaling pathway
Cellular component (GO): endoplasmic reticulum
Molecular function (GO): peptide-O-fucosyltransferase activity
Source: RefSeq, a predicted model, not a curated record
CUGCUUGUUGUUAAGCCGCCGCCUCGGUGCAUUCUGGGACACGGCAUGAACCACAAUGGCGGUUCAUCAACAAGCAGUUCACGGUCUCACACUGACAUGUUUGCUUUCAGCACUUCUGCUCCAGACUUGUCGGACUUUUGCCGGAGAGCCGCAGUGGGAUGAGAAUGGCUACGUGUUGUACUGCCCUUGCAUGGGUCGCUUUGGAAACCAGGCAGACCACUUCCUGGGAUCUCUGGCCUUUGCAAAGAUGUUGAACCGAACCCUGGCAGUCCCUCCCUGGAUAGUGUACCGCCACCACACGCCCCCCUACACCAAUGUCCAUGUUCCCUACAGUGAGUUCUUCCAGCUGGAGGCCUUGUCUGCCUAUCACCGUGUGAUCAGCCUGGAGGACUUCAUGGAGAAACUGGCCCCUCAACACUGGCUCCCAGGGCAGAGGAACGCCUACUGCUUUGAGACUGCUGCACAGCGGAGUGCAGACAAGAAAUCCUGCCCCAUGAAGGACGGGAACCCAUUUGGUCCAUUCUGGGACUACGCCGGAGUGGAAUUUGACAGAUCUGUGUUGUUUGGUGGGAUUUCUUUCAGUGCCUACCACCAACCUCACUGGAUGAAGAAGUUCCCUCCCUCUGAACACCCAGUCCUGGCGCUGCCCGGGGCUCCGGCCCAGUUCCCCGUGGUAGAGGAGCACGUGGGCCUGCAGCGGUACAUGGUUUGGUCAGACAAGAUGGUGAAGGAAGGAGAGGAGCACAUAUCUACCCUGCUGACCAGACCGUAUGUUGGCAUUCACCUGAGGAUUGGCAUUGACUGGCAAAAUGCCUGCAAGCUGCUGAAGAGCGGCGACGCCGGUCCUCACUUCAUGGCCUCCCCUCAGUGUGUCGGCUACAACCGGCAGACGGCUCUUCCCCUCACCAUGACCAUGUGCCUUCCUGACCUGGCGGAGAUCCGCAGGGCUGUGAAGCUGUGGGUGAAGAAGACCUCCGCCCGCUCCGUUUACAUCGCCACCGACUCCGAUUCCCACAGCAGAGAUAUUGAAAAGCUCUUCAAGGGGAAGGUUAAAGUGGUGACUCUGCAGCCGGACUCGGCUCAGAUGGAUCUGUACAUCUUGGGCCAAGCUGACCACUUUAUCGGCAACUGCGUCUCCUCCUUUUCGGCCUUUGUAAAGAGACAGCGAGAUGUCCGCGGCCUCCCGUCCUCCUUCUUCGGCAUGGACAAACCAGGAAAACCAAAUCACAAGGAGGAACUCUGAGUGUCAUGUGGUCGGCCUCAGGACACUAAUGCUGAAAGACUGCCAUCAGGAAGGGAGGGAGGGCGUGCUGAAAUGUGACGCAUUGGUUUCAAAACUUGCAGAACUGAAAGCACAGGGGGGAUCUGGUUUUAAAGUGGCUUUUAAUGAGUGAGAACGGAGGACGAUGGGAUGUAGCAUGUGAGUGUCAUGACAUUGAGAAUGCUGCUGCCAAGAAACACUAUUUUUGUCUGUUUCCUGCUUGAAAACACACUAUCUGUAUGUCCCUUCUUAAAUUAUAGUUUUUGCUCACCAGUUUUCCCUUCCAUCGGAGAAGCACACCACUUCCCCAGCGUUUCCGUUACACGCUGCCUCAUUCUGUGGUCGCAGCCAUGCCUUGCAGCCCAGACAUGUUGGCAGAACCUCAUGUUACCUCAGCGAACCCUGUAGAAGACCGAUUGCACUGUCAGCGAUGUGUUCUCUCUCUCGCUCUUUUCCCACCUUUCCUUUAGUCGCCCUCCAUUCCUUUGAGAGCACAGUAACUGAUCCUCCUCUACACACUAAAUAUAGACAGGAGACGUCUCGCCCCUCGCUUUCCUAGGACCAAAUACUUUGAUAAAAAUGUGUGAAACUUUGUACUGACAGUAUUGUUAUUGGGAGAAUGUGAACAAAAGUGUCACCGGUGUUUCAAGGAGUUUUCAUUUGCACUGGUUGGGUGUAUGUUGAGAAUGCGAUGAUGCAGAAGUUUUUCUACAGUGUUUUUCAUCAAUAAAGUGGUGUGAACUAGUUUAUUUUCCAAGAA